Molecule: messenger RNA, 1949 nt
Organism: Cryptotermes secundus
Lineage: Eukaryota; Metazoa; Arthropoda; Insecta; Blattodea; Kalotermitidae
Product: relaxin receptor 1
Exons: 2
Coding region: 150-1757 (535 amino acids)
Molecular function (GO): protein binding
Source: RefSeq, a predicted model, not a curated record
GUUUCUCACGUAGCAAGUAGUACAGAAGCCGUGUUGAAGAAAAGUACAGAUUUCAGUGGACAGUUCUACAAUACCCAUGACUGUUUGUAUGCUGAAGAUAACUUCAUGAAUCGCAAUUGAACUGGCUGUAUGUAAAACAAAAGGACAUUAUGCUGACCUGUAAAGCAGUAGCCUUGUUCUUCUUUUUAAUCUGCAUGGUCGAGGCAUCGAACCACUGUCCAGGAACAUGCAACUGCACAACGGACGGGAAAGACGCCGAAUGUUUGGAUACAAAUUUAGAAUUCCUUCCGGAACCUCAAGGUUCAAACUUUACGACUUUGGACAUCAGCUUCAAAAAUAUUUCUCUGCUCCAUGAUUUCGGUGUCUCGGGAAGGCAGUUAAAAUAUCUUUAUAUUAACAAUAACCGUAUAAAUCGUGUUGAGAAAUCGGUAUUUUCGAAGUUCCCUGCAUUGUUGCAUAUUCAUCUAGAUUAUAACUUAAUUACUGGGGUUGACCCACGUACAUUUGAAGAAAAUCAUAAGCUAUGGAAGUUAACCCUAAAUGGAAACUCACUGACUCUUCCGAAAGAUACAGGAAUUCUGGAUGUGCCUUCACUUGGUUGGAUAGAAUUAGAAAACUGUAACAUCAGUUACCUGCAUGUGAAUUCAUUCAAAAAUAUGUCAAAGUUGGUAUUUAUAAGAUUAAGUAACAAUCAUAUUCAACAUUUGGAUAUUCAAUUGUUUUCUCAUUUGAAACAAUUGAGGUAUCUGCAUUUGGAAGGAAACAUGGUAAAAGAAAUACAUCCUGACCUUUUUAAAAGUAACCAUGAACUUGAAUGGCUUUAUCUGCGUCAUAACCCAUUGAAUCAAUUGAGUAAACAUCACUUCUUGCGUGCUCCAUCUUUAAUUUCACUUGACAUCAGUUUCUGCAAUAUCAGCCAAAUAAAAAACAGUUCUUUUUCUAAUCUUCGCAAUCUUAUAAAUCUGAGAUUAAAUAACAACAUUUUCAAGUCUUUCAACAUGACACAUAUUCCAAAAAACCUUGAAGUUUUGGAUAUUUCUGGAAAUUUUAUGAAAACGAUACAUAUGACAAAAAAUACGAUUAAACAUAUGAGGAAUAUAAAACACUUGGAUUUAACAAACAACGAAUUCACGUGCGACUGUCACUUGUUCGAUUUAUGGGAAUUGUGUGCUACUUUACGAAACGGAUCUGGAGGCAUGAGUUCAUGUGAUGAAUUCUGUCCUGCUUCCGAAUUUGAGAUCUGUAAGGGACAACAUCCUAAAAUCGAUCAAGUUCAGAACACAUCCGAAAAUUUUACUGCAAGAGAACCCAGGAAAAAUUACGAAUACAUUAAUACCACGAAGGAAGAAACUGACGUGGAUUACGAAACAAGUGACAAUGAACAGAACAGUGAGGUAGAGGUUUUUGGAGGCACACAUAAUGAUUCUGAAGAUGCUAAUGAUAAAACUGGGAAAUACAGAGUUAAUGAGGAAAGUGAUUCGUCAGGCCUGUGGACUAACAUUCUGUAUUCUUGCAUCGGCAUAUUUGGAGGGAUGUGUCUUAUCGGAGCAACAGUUCUGGUGGCAGAGCUGUUCUGUGGUCGCAGAAAGAGAAGCGGGAAAAUGUCUGCCAACAGUAGCCUGCAACACGUGAGGAUGAAACUGAUGGAAACAAGCGAAGAAGGACAAGAGAUGGUGCCAGUCACGCAACAGCGUGGUUUCGAUUUCGUUUAUGUGCCCAAAAAUGCAAACAGAACUGACGAGAAUGACCAGUCAUGACUUGGUUCAGUUAAACCAUGAGUGGACUUUGAGUGACUGGUAAAUUCAUGAUUUAGUUCUAGGUUGAAUACGUGUAUAAGCGUCAGGAAAAGGAUCAUAAGUAAAUCUGUAUUACAGAACUGUAAGGUUUAUUUUGGACUCUAUCCAUCGUCUUGUAUAUAUAAGACAAAAAAAACACAACUGGCUCUUUCU